Messenger RNA from Erpetoichthys calabaricus (reedfish), 2415 nucleotides. RefSeq lists its product as uncharacterized. The record is from RefSeq and is a predicted model, not a curated record. Gene Ontology annotation, biological process: DNA integration. The coding region runs from base 360 to 1232 and encodes 290 amino acids. Lineage: Eukaryota; Metazoa; Chordata; Cladistia; Polypteriformes; Polypteridae. The transcript has 2 exons. Gene Ontology annotation, molecular function: nucleic acid binding.
ACUUAGACUUGACCCACAGUCACCUUCCUACAGAGCGUGCACUGGGUGUCCAGUGGUGCACAGAAACAGACAGUUUCAAAUUUCAGAUUAAGUUACAAAACAAGCCCGCUACAAGGCAUGGUAUUCUGUCUGUUGUUAGCUCAGUUUAUGAUCCACUUGGUUUUUUGGCACCUGCCCUACUGCCAGCAAAACUUAUUCUAAGAAACUUAUGCAAAGAGAAAUUUGGGUGGGAUGAAGAAGUAGAGGUCAAACACAUUCAGAAAUGGAAAAAAUGGAUGGACGAUUUGCAGUUACUUACAGGAUAUUAAGUGAACAGAUGCUUCAAACCUACAGGGUUUGGAACCAUAAAGACAGCACAAAUGCACCAUUUUGCAGAUGCUAGUGAAGAUGGAUAUGGCACUGUCACUUACCUUGUUUUAACCAACAAAGAGGGCAAAAAGCAUUGUUCAUUCCUGAUGGGCAAGUUAAGAGUUGCACCGUUGAAACAGAUCACGAUUCCAAGAUUGGAGCUGACAGCAGCCGUUGUGGCAGUUAAAAUGGACAAAAUGUUUAAAGGAGAGCUUCAAAUGCCCUUAGAAGAAUCUACAUUUUGGACUGACAGCACCAUGGUGCUAAAAUACAUUUCAAAUGAAAGCACUCGGUUCAAGACCUUUGUUGCCAACAGAAUCUCUGUGAUCAGAGAUCAUUCACAGCCUUCACAGUGGAGGUAUGUCACAUCUGCCCUUAACCCGGCUGAUCAAGCAUCCAGAGGGCUAAGCAUAGAAAACUUUCUCAAAAGCACUACAUGGUCACAAGGUCCAACUUUCUUAUUAAAGCCUGAAAGGGAGUGGCCAAAAAGACCAGAUCAACCGAACGAUUCACUCCUUGAAGAUGAUCCAGAAGUUAAAUCUUGUACAGUUAACAUGACAAAAAUAGAGGAAGCAACUGAACCCAUUAACAAACUAAUCACCUAUUUUUCAGAUUGGCAUCGCCUGAAGAAAGCAGUGGCUUGGUUCCUCAAGUUUAAAGACUUAAUGCUGAGCUUAAGAAAUGAAAGAAAAACAUUCCAACUAGAAGUCAGUCAAACUAAAGGGAAUCCAGAAGAACAAAAAUCACUCAUCGCAAAGCACAUGAAAAGGUAUAAACUGACUCUAAAAACAAGUCCAAUUUCUCUAGACGACUUAGUUAAAGCUGAAACAGAGCUUAUCCGCCUGAGUCAACAGCAAGAAUUUCCAGUAGAAUUAAAGUUUUAAAGAAAAAGACUUGUGCUAAAAAAAACAGUCAAAUGUAUAAACUUGACCCGAUCAUUCAAGAUGGAAUACUAAGAGUUGGAGGAAGACUCGGCAAAGCUGCGAUGCCCGAAGAAGCUAAACAUCCUGCAAUUCUACACAAGCAUUCACGUGUUGCUUCUCUCAUAUUGCAACACAUUCAUAAACGAAUUGGACAUUGUGGGCGCAACUAUGUGCUCGCACAGCUACGCCAAAAAUACUGGAUACCUCAAGCAAAUUCAUCUAUAAGAAAAAUAAUUUCAAAGUGCACAACGUGCAGAAGAUACAAUGCGAAAGUAGGUGAGCAAAAAAUGGCAGAUUUGCCAGAAGAUCGUCUAGCACCAAACCAACCACCGUUUACAAAUGUUGGAGUGGAUUAUUUUGGCCCCUUCCUAGUCAAAAGAGGAAGAAGCCUAGUCAAGAGGUACGGAGUAAUCUUCACAUGUUUAACAACCAGAGCUGCGCACAUAGAGAUCGCACAUAGCUUAGACACAGAUUCUUGUAUCCAAGCCAUACUCCAAUUUACAGAUAGAAGAGGACAAGUUAAAAUCAUGCGCUCAGACAAUGGAACAAAUUUUGUUGGAGCAGAAAGAGAGCUACGAGAAACUAUUAAAAAAAUUAGCUACGCUAUGAUGCAAGAACAAAUCAAAUGGAUUUUCAAUCCACUAUCAGCUUCUCAUCAAGGUGGAGUGUGGGAAAGACAAAUCAGAAGCAUAAGAAAGAUCUUAAAUUCAACACUAAAUCAACAAACACUCGAUGAUGAAAACCUUCCUACAAUGAUGUGUAAAGUGGAAUCAAUACUCAAUAACAGACCCCUUACAAAGACAUCAGAUGACCCAAAUGAUUUGGAACCACUCACACCCAAUCACUUGUUGUUACUGAAGACAAAACCUGAAAUACCACCCAAAUUCGUUUCAGAAAAUGAACCAUACCCAAGAAGAUGCUGGAAAUAAAUUCAAUACAUGGCUGAUUUGUUUUGGAAAAGAUGGACUAAAGAGUAUUUGCCAAUACUUCAAGAAUGUCAAAAAUUUUUUAAAUGUUUGUUUGCAGUGUUAUUGCUAAUGAUUUGAAAAGAAUAGUUAAUAUAAAAAUAAUUGGCUCAUAUUGAAGUAAAGUAUAGUAAUUGUCUCCGCUCCUGCAUAGCCAGUUAGGGGCCGGAAAUGUAAGA